AUGUCCCCAGUGUUCGGCGUGUGCCCGCGCAGGGCCAUGUCCUUUGAGACGAAACGACCCAGCAAGGAGAUGCAGGUGACGAUCGCGCGCCAGCUGGGUCUGGAGCCCUCCACCGUCGGCAACUUCUUCAUGAACGCCCGCCGCCGGUCUAUGGACAAGUGGAAGGACGACAAUGAGGGCGGGUCCAAGAUGUGUGGCUUGGCACCAGGGGGCACGGUCGUCCACAUGGCCCAGAUGCCACAGAUGAGCGGCCAAACCAAUGCCAUGGUAGGAGGAGACUCCGCCAGCGGCCGUCGGGAGGAGACUCCGCCAGCGGCCGUCGGAGAGGAGACUCCGCCAGCGGCCGUCGGAGAGGAGACUCCGCCAGCGGCCGUCGGGGAGGAGACUCCGCCAGCGGCCGUCGGGGAGGAGACUCCGUCAGCGGCCGUCGGAGAGGAGACUCCGUCAGCGGCCGUCGGAGAGGAGACUCCGUCAGCGGCCGUCGGGGAGGAGACUCCGUCAGCGGCCGUCGGGGAGGAGACUCCGUCAGCGGCCGUCGGGGAGGAGACUCCGCCAGCGGCCGUCGGGGAGGAGACUCCGCCAGCGGCCGUCGGGGAGGAGACUCCGCCAGCGGCCGUCGGGGAGGAGACUCCGCCAGCGGCCGUCGGGGAGGAGACUCCGCCAGCGGCCGUCGGGGAGGAGACUCCGCCAGCGGCCGUCGGGGAGGAGACUCCGCCAGCGGCCGUCGGGGAGGAGACUCCGCCAGCGGCCGUCGGAGAGGAGACUCCGCCAGCGGCCGUCGGAGAGGAGACUCCGCCAGCGGCCGUCGGGGAGGAGACUCCGCCAGCGGCCGUCGGAGAGGAGACUCCGCCAGCGGCCGUCGGAGAGGAGACUCCGCCAGCGGCCGUCGGAGAGGAGACUCCACCAGCGGCCGUCGGAGAGGAGACUCCGCCAGCGGCCGUCGGAGAGGAGACUCCGCCAGCGGCCGUCGGAGAGGAGACUCCGCCAGCGGCCGUCGGGGAGGAGACUCCGUCAGCGGCCGUCGGGGAGGAGACUCCGCCAGCGGCCGUCGGGGAGGAGACUCCGCCAGCGGCCGUCGGAGAGGAGACUCCGCCAGCGGCCGUCGGAGAGGAGACUCCGCCAGCGGCCGUCGGAGAGGAGACUCCGCCAGCGGCCGUCGGAGAGGAGACUCCGCCAGCGGCCGUCGGAGAGGAGACUCCGCCAGCGGCCGUCGGAGAGGAGACUCCGCCAGCGGCCGUCGGGGAGGAGACUCCGCCAGCGGCCGUCGGGGAGGAGACUCCGCCAGCGGCCGUCGGAGAGGAGACUCCGCCAGCGGCCGUCGGAGAGGAGACUCCGCCAGCGGCCCGCCGCCUCCAGCACCUCUGGACUGCCGGGGCAACAAUACCAAACUUUAUAAUUAUGUUACAUUUAUAUUCAUGUGCUGUAAGAGAUAAUGUUUCAAUUAUUUUUAUAAAGGCUGAAGAUGAAGUUUAA
Molecule: messenger RNA, 1473 nt
Organism: Procambarus clarkii (red swamp crayfish)
Lineage: Eukaryota; Metazoa; Arthropoda; Malacostraca; Decapoda; Cambaridae
Source: RefSeq, a predicted model, not a curated record